Molecule: messenger RNA, 1089 nt
Organism: Fusarium odoratissimum NRRL 54006
Lineage: Eukaryota; Fungi; Ascomycota; Sordariomycetes; Hypocreales; Nectriaceae
Product: NADPH2 dehydrogenase
Exons: 6
Coding region: 1-1089 (362 amino acids)
Molecular function (GO): FMN binding; oxidoreductase activity
Source: RefSeq, a predicted model, not a curated record
AUGACCUCACAGGCCCCCAAGCUGUUCAAGCCAAUCCAGGUUGGCGCUCUUGAUCUACACCAUCGGAUCGUCCUCGCACCCUUGACCCGUGGUCGUGCUGAUUCAGCUGGUGUUCCCGCUACCUACGCCGCGGAUUACUAUUCCCAGCGCGCUACACCUGGCGGUUUGUUGAUCACGGAAGGAACCUUCAUCUCCCUUGAGGCAUCUGGGCGACCUUUUUCACCUGGGAUUUAUUCCAAAGAGCAGAUUGAGGCUUGGAAGCAUGUCACUGAUGCAGUUCAUGCCAAAGGAGCCUUUAUCCUCUGCCAGCUCUGGGCUCUUGGACGUAUUGCCGAACCUGAUCUAGUCCCCGCUGUUCUCAGUCCGGGCUCACAACCAUUCUUCGAGGACGGUGAUGUCACACGAAAGAUCCCGGAUAAGUUCACUGUCAUGAGCGAAGCUGAUAUUGAUAACUUCGUGGGAUACUACCGACAAGCAGCUUUGAACGCUAUGGAAGCUGGUUUCGAUGGCAUUGAGAUUCAUGGCGCCAAUGGAUACCUCGUUGAUCAAUUUCUCCAAUCAACUAGCAACGACAGAACAGACCAAUACGGCGGCAGUAUCGAGAAUCGCAUCCGUUUUCCCCUUCGCGUAGUCAACACAGUCAGCGACGCCAUCGGACCCCAGCGCGUUGGUGUCCGUGUGUCACCAUUCACACGCUUCCAAGGAAUGCGAGAAGCCGAACCGCUAUCACUCUUCGUUCCUUGGGCACAAGCUAUUGUAGAUGCGCAACCGCGCAUUGCGUACAUUCAUGCCAUCGAGCCUCGAGCAGAUGGUUCGAUAGAUACACCGGAGCAUUUACGGAAGGCUGAGGAUACUUUAGCGCCUAUAAGGGAGGUAGCUACUCGUGCUGGUGUGCAGUUUAUUGUGGCCGGGGGAUAUACGCCUGAGAAGGCGUUGCAGCAUACUAGUGAGACAGAUGACCUCGUGGCCUUUGGGCGUCACUUCAUCCCCAACCCUGAUCUCCCUGCCCGUAUCAAGAAUGGCUGGUCGUUGACCAAGUACGAUCGUUCCGUCUUCUAUGAGGUGAACGAGGUUGGAUACAGCGAGUAA